AUGACAGCGCUUGCAGGAGGUUUACCGAGAAUGAUGCGACCAACUCCACACCAAAACUACCCGCGGGGAGGCUACUCUCUGGAAGUUUCCACUCCGCUAGGACAGGGUCGGGUCAACCAGCUCGGUGGGGUCUUCAUAAACGGCAGACCUCUCCCCAACCAUAUCCGCCAUAAAAUAGUGGAGAUGGCCCAUCACGGCAUCCGGCCGUGUGUCAUCUCCCGUCAGCUCCGAGUGUCCCACGGCUGCGUCUCCAAAAUCCUCUGCCGGUACCAGGAGACAGGCUCCAUCAGGCCGGGAGCCAUCGGAGGCAGCAAGCCAAAGCAGACAACAACUCCAGACGUGGACAAGAAAAUCGAGGAGUAUAAGAGAGAAAACCCGGGGAUGUUCAGCUGGGAAAUUAGGGACAAAUUACUGAAAGAUGGGAUCUGCGACAGGAACAACGUUCCCUCAGUGAGCGCAAUCAGUCGCAUCAUGCGGUCUAAAUUCGGGGGAGUAGGUGAGGAUGAGGAGGAUGAUGAUGAAGUCGAGAAGAGGGAGAUGGAGGAGAACGAACGGCGAGCGAAGCACAGCAUCGAUGGCAUUCUGGGAGACAGAUCCAGCCACUCAGACGAGGGCUCAGAUGUGGACUCAGAGCCAGGCCUGCCACUGAAGAGGAAGCAGCGCCGCAGCCGGACCACUUUCACUGCAGAGCAACUGGAAGAGCUGGAGAGGGCCUUUGAACGCACACACUACCCCGACAUCUACACACGAGAGGAGCUGGCUCAGAGGGCCAAACUUACAGAGGCCCGUGUACAGGUGUGGUUCAGUAACAGGAGAGCCCGCUGGAGGAAACAAGCAGGAGCCAAUCAGCUGAUGGCGUUUAACCACUUGAUCCCUGGCGGUUUCCCUCCAUCAGCCAUGUCAGGCCUGCAGCCGUAUCAGCUCUCCGAGAGCCCCUACCCCCCCACAUCUAUAGCUCAAGCAUCGGAGCAGCCCAGUACAGUCCACCGACCGCAGCCUCUGCCCCCCACCUCGGUGCACCAGAGUGGUCUUGGUUCGUCAACAGGGUCCCAGGAUGGUGGCUCAGCAUACUGCUUGUCGUCGGGACGCCACGGCUUUUCCAGCUACUCCGACAGUUUUGUAGCCCCGACAGGACACUCAAACACUGUCAACCCGACCAUCAGCAACGGCCUCUCACCACAGGUGAUGGGCCUGCUGAACCCAGGAGGAGUGCCACAUCAGCCCCAGAGUGACUUUGCCCUCUCCCCUCUGACUGGAGGCCUGGAGCCCAAUGGAGGCAUGGCUGCCAGCUGUCAUGGUUCCCAGCGCCUGGAGGCCCUACCAGGCCUGACCAGUAUGCCCACCCUGCCUAGCUCCCAGUCUUACUGCCCGCCCACCUACAGCUCCUCAGCAUACGCUGUGGACCACCAUCCAUCCUACCAGUACGGACAGUACAGUCAGAGUGCCUUUCAUUAUAUGAAGCCCUAG
Myripristis murdjan (pinecone soldierfish) is the source of this 1467-nucleotide messenger RNA. RefSeq names its product paired box protein Pax-3-like. The transcript is spliced from 9 exons. The coding region runs from base 1 to 1467 and encodes 488 amino acids. The record is from RefSeq and is a predicted model, not a curated record. NCBI's taxonomy places the organism in Eukaryota, Metazoa, Chordata, Actinopteri, Holocentriformes, Holocentridae. Gene Ontology annotation, biological process: anatomical structure development; regulation of transcription by RNA polymerase II. Gene Ontology annotation, molecular function: DNA-binding transcription factor activity, RNA polymerase II-specific; RNA polymerase II cis-regulatory region sequence-specific DNA binding.